CGUCAUAGCCCAUGGAAGCUUAGCUCGUGGACUGAAUUAUUGCCAAGUAAUGAAUUUGGUCCUGUCAUUGCUGAGCAACGUUUUUUUUCUACUUCGAUUGUCGGAAUCAAGGCUUUACGCCAUAGACACUGGGUCACAUCCCGACUUCAGCUGAGGCGGAGAAAUACAACCACAGCAGAACGACUCUUAACCUUGCUCGUCGAGUCAGGGAUCAUUUACUGUCUUUCUGGUAUAACGGUUCUAAUUGCUACUGUGAUUCGACUUCCCUUUGGUACUCCCGGCGACGUCUACACUCCGGUCAACGUCCA
This is a messenger RNA of Guyanagaster necrorhizus, 308 nucleotides long. RefSeq lists its product as uncharacterized. NCBI's taxonomy places the organism in Eukaryota, Fungi, Basidiomycota, Agaricomycetes, Agaricales, Physalacriaceae. The record is from RefSeq and is a predicted model, not a curated record. The annotation marks the transcript as partial. The transcript has 3 exons.